Molecule: messenger RNA, 2070 nt
Organism: Gloeophyllum trabeum ATCC 11539
Lineage: Eukaryota; Fungi; Basidiomycota; Agaricomycetes; Gloeophyllales; Gloeophyllaceae
Exons: 11
Coding region: 1-2070 (689 amino acids)
Biological process (GO): 'de novo' IMP biosynthetic process; adenine biosynthetic process
Cellular component (GO): cytosol
Molecular function (GO): ATP binding; phosphoribosylformylglycinamidine cyclo-ligase activity; phosphoribosylamine-glycine ligase activity
Source: RefSeq, a predicted model, not a curated record
AUGUCUGCCUCAGCUUUGCGUAUUCUUAUACUGGGCAGCGGCGGGAGGGAACAUGCGCUGGCCUGGAAACUCUCGCAGUCGCAACUCGUACAAGACAUCUUCGUCUGUCCAGGAAACGGCGGAACAUCGCAAUGUCCCAAGACCGCCAACGUGGACAUUUCGUCCUCGGAUUUUGCGGCGCUGGUCAAGUUUGCAGUUGAAAACCAGGUGAGCUUGGUGGUCCCAGGACCAGAACAACCCCUUGUCGAUGGCGUCGAGUCGUAUUUCCGUAAAGUCGGCAUCCCCGUAUUCGGCCCCAGCGCGCUAGCAGCACGCAUGGAGGGAUCCAAGGCCUUUGCCAAAGAUUUCAUGGCUAGACACUCUAUCCCCACCGCUGCGUACAAAGUGUUCCCUGCGUCACAAGUCGAGAACGCCAUUGAAUAUGUCAAGACAUGCGGCCACCGCGUAGUACUCAAAGCUAGCGGACUGGCUGCUGGUAAGGGCGUUCUGAUACCAGAAACGGUGGACGAUGCGGUCGCCGGUCUGAAGGAUAUCAUGGUCAGCAGUGUGUUCGGGAAAGCAGGAGACGAGGUCGUCGUUGAAGAACUGCUGACCGGACCAGAGAUAUCAGUCCUGGCGUUCUCAGAUGGCUACACCAUCGUCCCUUUGCCAGCGGCACAAGACCACAAGCGCAUCGGUGAAGGCGACACGGGACCAAAUACCGGUGGUAUGGGAGCAUAUGCUCCCGCGCCCGUCGCCACAUCCUCCGUCAUGGAACGUUUCCCAUUUGUCGGCAUGCUGUUCACCGGCUUCAUGUUGACUGAGGCAGGGCCCAGAGUCCUUGAAUACAAUGUCAGGUUCGGUGACCCCGAGACCGAAGCACUAAUGCUCCUCCUUAGUCAAGACACCGACCUUGCAGCCGUCCUUCUGGCGUGCGCAGAGCACCGCCUGGACUCGGUCACGAUCGGCGUAUGCCCAGGGUUCGCCGUAUCCGUUGUCCUCGCCUCGCAAGGCUACCCAGGAGAUUACGCAAAAGGAAAACGCAUCGUCGUCGGCGACGUGCCUUCGAAUACGGUUGUUUUCCAUGCCGGGACUACCCAGGCGAAGGACGGCGAGGGCAUAGUAACCUCCGGCGGCCGGGUGAUUGCCGUAUCGGCGUACGCGCCUACCUUGCGCGAGGCGCUGCACGCGGUGUAUGUCGGCGUGGAGAGCGUCAAUUUCGAAGGUAAGACUUUCAGGAGGGACAUCGCACAUCGUGCCUUGAGCUCCCAAAGCGAUAGCACGCCAAAAGGCUUGACAUACGCUCAGGCGGGCGUGUCAGUUGACGCGGGCAAUGCCCUCGUUGACAAGAUAAAGCCAUUCGUCCGCUCCACGCGUCGGCCAGGCGCCGACGCAGAGAUCGGGGGCUUCGGAGGCGUCUUCGAUCUCAAAGCAGCCGGCUACAAAGAUCCCAUCCUUGUUAGCGGCACCGACGGUGUGGGCACGAAGCUAAAAAUUGCGAUCGAGACCGGCAUUCAUGACCUCGUUGGCAUCGACCUUGUCGCCAUGUCCGUAAAUGACUUGUUAGUGCAAGGAGCGGAGCCGUUAUACUUCCUGGAUUACUACGGAUGCAGCAAGUUGGAUGUCCCUACAGCUGCCGACGUCGUGAAGGGUAUCGCGGAGGGCUGCCGGCAGGCCGGGUGCGCUCUUAUCGGUGGCGAGACGGCAGAAAUGCCUGGCAUGUACCAGGAAGGUGCAGUGGAACGAAGCCUCCUGCUACCCCAGCCAGAUAUCAAACCCGGCGACGUCCUUCUUGGCCUGGCUUCGUCAGGACUGCAUUCGAACGGCUUUUCUCUAGUCCGAAAGACGAUAUCCCUGGCAGGACUGACCUAUUCGUCACCAUGCCCCUGGCAGAACGACAUUACGCUAGGCCGUGCCUUGCUGGAGCCGACGAGGAUUUACAUCAAGCAAGUCCUCCCAGCUGCGCAGCAGGGCCUCAUCAAAGCCAUGUCACAUAUCACGGGAGGCGGCUUCAUUGAAAAUAUUCCCCGGCGUGGCCACUGCCCCCGGUUUUCCAGUUUGUCAUGCAGCAAGGAAAUAUUGAACCGCUAG